Solenopsis invicta (red fire ant) is the source of this 3079-nucleotide messenger RNA. It is a transcript of the gene PPO, whose product is annotated as phenoloxidase 1. Gene Ontology annotation, molecular function: oxidoreductase activity. Lineage: Eukaryota; Metazoa; Arthropoda; Insecta; Hymenoptera; Formicidae. The record is from RefSeq and is a predicted model, not a curated record. The transcript has 9 exons. The coding region runs from base 154 to 2235 and encodes 693 amino acids.
CCAGACACUCGGCAACAUAAAGACUCGCCGUACAUUGCCGAGUCUCAGAAGCAACAUUGCAAUUACUCUCGUUUGCUUACUCUCGUUUCCGAUUUCUGAAGCGUAAGAUCGUCGAUUUUGUCGAGUUAGUGCGCGCACUUGUUGCCAGUCAACAUGAGCAAGAAAUCAGAUAUCUUGUACUUGUUCGAUCGACCGGCGGAGCCGGUGUACGUGCCCAAGGGAGAGAACAAAGUCGCUUUCGACAUACCACCUAACUACUUGCCUGAGAAUAGGCAACAGGAUGCCGUUGCCAUCGUGAAUCGUUUCAGCGAUGAUACUGCGACGAAAAUUCCAGUAAAGCAGAUCAGUCUGCCUGACUUGAGCGUCCCCCUUCAGCUCGGACGUCGAGAACCCUUCUCUCUUUUCAUCCCUAAGCAUCGAAAAUUAGCCGCGCGUCUCAUCGACAUCUUCUUGGGUAUGCGAACGUACGAAGACUUUCUUUCGGUGUCGGUUUACUGUCGCGAUCGCGUUAAUACCCAGAUGUUCAUCUACGCGCUCUCGGUAGCGAUUCUGCAUCGUCCUGAUACCAAGAACUUACCGAUACCACCGCUGGCAGAAAUUUUUCCGGAUAAGUACGUCGACAGUGGAAUAUUUUCCAGAGCGAGGGAGGAAGCUAAUGUUGUACCGCCUGGCUCCAGGGUGGCUAUAGAAAUUCCACGGGAUUACACUGCGUCGGAUCUUGACGAGGAGCAUCGCGUGGCUUACUGGAGAGAAGAUAUCGGGAUCAAUCUUCAUCACUGGCACUGGCAUCUGGUCUAUCCGUUCGAGACCGACAGGAGGAUUGUUGACAAGGAUCGGCGUGGCGAGCUAUUCUACUAUAUGCACCAUCAGAUCCAAGCCAGAUACAAUAGCGAGCGUCUGUGCAACCGAUUGGGCCGAGUCAAGCGCUUCCACAAUUGGCGCGAACCGAUCCCGGAGGGUUACUUCUCCAAGUUGGAUUCGUUGGUAGCCAGUCGCACUUGGCCCGCUCGCCCCGCCGGUGCCAUUCUUAAGGAUAUCAAUCGCCCAGUGGACCAACUGAAUUUCGACCUUCAGGACCUGGAGAGAUGGCGCGAUCGCAUCUACGAGGUCAUUCACACCGGCUCUUACAUCGGCUCCCGCGGCGAGAGGGUGCCUUUGACCGAGUUCAAAGGCAUAGACGAUCUGGGUAACAUCAUGGAGGCCAGUAUUCUCUCGCCCAAUCAAAACGUAUACGGAGACCUUCACAAUCUCGGUCACGUCGCCAUCUCCUACUGUCACGAUCCUGAUCAUCGCUACUUGGAAACUUUCAGUAUCAUGGGAGAACCAGCCACCGCCAUGAGAGAUCCCAUCUUCUACAGAUUCCAUGCUUUCACCGACGAUGUGUUCCUGGAGCACAAGAAUACACUUCCCGAGUACAGCCUACAGCAGUUGGACUUCCCGGGCGUAGAAAUCACGGAUAUAGCAGUGCAGACUCCGAAUCAGCCAGCGAAUCAGCUUUCGACCUUCUGGACCAAGAGCGACGUCGAUCUAUCUCGCGGUCUAGACUUCACGCCUCGCGGUCCAGUUCUCGCAAGAUUCACCCAUCUGAAUCACGCUGACUUCACAUACAGAAUCGUCGCCAACAAUCGCAAUAAUGCACCACGACGAGGAACUGUUCGUAUAUUCAUCGCACCUAAGCAAGAUGAACGUGGAUUGCCCUACGUCUUCAGAGAUCAGAAGGAACUCAUGAUCGAGAUGGACAAGUUUACUGUAAUACUGAGACCGGGAUCGAACACCAUUGAGCGUAAAUCAACGGAGUCUUCGGUAACUAUACCGUUCGAGAGGACGUUCCGCAAUCUCGACGAGAACAGACCAAUCGGCGGCGAUAACCUGGAACAGUUCAACUUCUGCGGGUGCGGCUGGCCGCAGCACAUGCUGGUACCUAAGGGUAAGGAGGAGGGAUUCCCGAUGGACCUCUUCAUCAUGAUAUCCGAUUACACCGGUGACGCGGUGGAGCAGGACGAACCGAGCGGAUGCAAGGACGCAGCGAGCUUCUGCGGCCUCCGGGACCGCAAGUAUCCGGACGCGCGACCCAUGGGCUUUCCGUUCGAUCGUAGAGCUCGACCUGGCGUGGAGACCCUGGCCCAAUUUCUAACUGGCAAUAUGGCAGUCAGGCAGAUCAACAUUCGCCACACGGACACCGUGUUGCCGCGUAUGCGAUCCGGAAGUAUGGGCAACACCCUCACUUUCGCUUGAUUCGAUGAUUGAUUGACCGACCGACCGACCGUACGCGGCGAACCGCUCGCGCAUCUCUGCCAAGAUUUCUGGUGUCUCCGUCCCAACCGCGCAUUCUCAGUAGCGAUCCUGUAAUAUCCGUCGUAGACUGAUUGCGUGGAAGCGCGCGACACGUUUCCCAUUCUACUCCAUAUCCUCGAACGGCGAACGCUGGAAUGACGGCGGUGGAUCGGGAGCGGAUAAAAAGCCGGAGGCGGACAAAACGCUAUUUCCAUAUCUCGAUGACGGAAGAUUAUCUUAGGAAACGAGAGUGAGAUGACAGGAAUUCUCCGUGGACAGGAAAGUACAAUCUUGUGCAUUUUAAUCACGAAAAUUCCCAUAUGAUCCUGCUGUACUCUGAUGGUCUGAAUUUUACCGGAAUUGAGACUGUCUUAAAAAAACUCCAAAUAUUUUACGGAUAUUUUUAUACUCAAACAUUUUCCCUCUCUUAUUUGAAUAUAAUAGCUAAUAUAAGUACGUCCCUCUAUCUAUGUAAAUCUGUGUUAAUACAUUGCUAUUUUCAUUUUAAUUUUAUAAAUGUUUAUUAGGAAAAAAGUUCUUGUGAACCGCGUUUGAAUAUUUCCUUCGACGAUCUUGUAGAAGCUGUUUUAUUUACGAUUUCAUAACUUGCGCAUCCACUAGCAAUGAGUACCGCUUAACAAAUGUAUUUUUGCGUAAAAACGGGAACAAAGACGUGCCCUGAACGCUCAAGCAAAGCUUUUCCCCGUCUUCUUUCUCUCGUUUCACUCGCAUUACGGGAACUAGAUUGUAGAAAGCAGCAAAUGUAAAAAGCAAAAAAAGAUAAAAAUAAAGUUUAUGCAAAUUA